UGCUUAUGUGCGUGAGGGUUCUUUACGAUCUGAAGGCCGAUAGGCUCUCGUUUGUGCCCGACGACUGUUUGAAAGACACGGGAAAAAUCUUGGGUGGACCCGUCAAAAGUUUAUGCUACUCUUUGAAGAGUAUAUUGCAUGUUACGAGUAUAGUCUCAACAAGCAUCGAAAAAGAUUUCGUCUCAUUGAUAGAAAAGAUUCAUCUGUUAAAGGGAGCUAAAAGGAUAGCUGUGAUUGGAGCUGCUUUUAGGAUAAGAUUUGACAUUAUGACUAGUCAAAUGGAGAAUCUAGAAAGUGAUGAUUCUCAUUCUGAUGAAGAUGUAGUUGCUAAGACUCGUUCACGAACAGUUGUAAUGAAAAAAGUCAUUCGUGCCCGAAAUAAAGGGAUAAAAUUUAAGGAGAACCUUGCACAAGGCCUAUCAGACGAGGAUGCAGAAAGAAAUGUCCAUUUGGAUAUACUUUCUCAGGCUAUAAAUGCCAAAGAGUAUCCUGGCCGUGUUAGGGGGAUUGGAUUUGGGGUAUCUCGAAAAGAUUGUUUUCCUCCAAAAAAGCGUGUCAAACAUGAUGAAGUGCAAAGUUUAAAAAAUAAUCUAAACGCAGUUGUGGCGCGGCUUGAAGAAAUGGAAAAGAAAAUUUAUGGUAGCAAUGCAAAAGAGGCACAACCUGAUUUGUCUGACUUUGAAGGUAACGAGAAUGGCGCCCCAAGUUGUAGUGACAACAUUCACAAGAUCCCGAAAAACCCGAAAAGUAUUGGCAAGCAGACUGAGAAAACAAAGAAUGUUGUCACCUUGGAUAAAAGUCGAGAAAAAAAUGCUAUUCAUAAUGCUGUGGAUGCUGAGGAUAAACAAAGUUCAAACACUGAACCUGACAUUAUUCCAGAGGGGUUUUCGGAAUGUAAUGUCUAUCUAUCAUCACCGACUUAUCGCGCGGUUGGUCGUGGCAAAGUGCACAACCGUCUUGGUGAAACAAUACACACCAGACCGUUGCCAAUUGACCAUGUGAAAGUUAGUCUUGAGGUUGCUUUCGAGCCAAAUGCCUUGUUGCCUGUGCCUGUUGAUGAUGAAGAACUAAUAACAGUUCGAGAUGCAAUAGGCACUUUUGUGGCGUGGCCAAAGAAUCUCGUUUUUGUAAAUAAAUCGAUCUCAGAAAAUCCCCAGAAUAAGGGAACAAAGAACUCUAACGUUCCAAAAAGGAAUGGGGAAGAAAAACAUACAAAAGGAUCUAAUGAAGUUGGUACUGCGAGGAACGGGUCAUACUGUAGCUAUCUUACCAUGCAUGUCCAAUUGCUCAUGAGACCUGGUGAUUUAUUACCAAGCAUAAUGAUGGCCAAAGAGAUAUUUGGUGUAUCAUUUGAAGAGAAGCUUGGUGUAGAUGAAAUAAAUCAUGUUGUUAUGCAUCAGUGGAUUGGUGUCUCUGCUGUUUGUACAUAUAUCAGCGUAUUACGAGUUUUUCGGGCUCAAGUCGGGAUGGUCCUCAAAAAAUCAAAACACUUGAGAUGGAAAAAUAUUAAGAAGACCAAGAACAAGGCAGAUGCAAUUGUCCCAAAUUUAUUUUUGCUCUCUCUGUCCUUAUUCUUGAGAAUUAAUUCAAAUUUAGUUGAAACU
Striga asiatica is the source of this 1604-nucleotide messenger RNA. Lineage: Eukaryota; Viridiplantae; Streptophyta; Magnoliopsida; Lamiales; Orobanchaceae. The record is from the annotation of a GenBank genome assembly.